This is a messenger RNA of Pimephales promelas (fathead minnow), 4020 nucleotides long. Its product is annotated as leucine-rich repeat transmembrane neuronal protein 4. Gene Ontology annotation, molecular function: protein binding. The record is from RefSeq and is a predicted model, not a curated record. NCBI's taxonomy places the organism in Eukaryota, Metazoa, Chordata, Actinopteri, Cypriniformes, Leuciscidae.
CAAAGUUAUGGUGCGACAGGCGGUUGUGGUUAACCACUCACAAUCCUGCUGCAUUUCUGUACUGUCGGGAACUGUACAGGAGAGGAGAAACAUUCCCGAUGGAGUGGAGUACACUUCCAAACAAUAUCCUUUGAGUGCAAUAAUUUUGGACUGGAUUGAAAUCUCUUAAACAUCACAAUUCUUAUUUAUAACUAAACAUCCACGGAUUAAUCUACGGUACGCAUCAUCAUCAUCAUCAUCAUCAUCAUCUCGGGAAAGACAGUGUUUGCGCAUUAUGCUGCGAUGGAAUACACUGAGGUGGAAGGGGAUUGCUGGGAUUUCCAUAAGUUUGACUUGUGGUAGAUAACUUGGAUUUGGAAACGCGCGUCUUCGGUUCUGUUUUUGACUUGAUGUAAAAAUGUUAGGAUUUCAAAUGGAUUCUUUCCGUUCGAGUGGAUAUUUAUUAUGAACAUUUUGUUUUGAGGGGAAUUAAAAGAUAUGGUCAGUGGUGAGUCAGGAGAGACUGAAGAUAUCCCGCGUCUGCUCUGCGGUGGAGGACUACAGGCGGGAACUUGCGCGUGUGGAAGAACCGAACCAUCUGAAGAGAGCGCGUGCCAUGCCGUUUCGGGUCUCGAGCGGUAGAAAGCUGUAAAACCUGUGGCGAGGAGUUUACUGAGACGCGGUGAUGGGCUUUGCCAUGAGGCACCGCUGGUUCAUGGUGCUACUGCUAAUGCAGGCAUGGCUCUCUGCCACUCCUUGCUUUGGUGACCGUCCUUGCCCUCGGAGCUGCCGAUGUGAUGGCAAGAUUGUAUACUGUGAGUCUAGCGCAUUCCGUGAUGUUCCCAAGAACCUCUCUGGUGGCUGUCAAGGGCUUUCCCUGCGGUAUAACAGCUUGGCAAGCCUAAAGGCUGGACAAUUUGUUGGCCUCAACCAGCUCAUUUGGCUGUACCUGGACCACAACUACAUUGCCAAUGUGGAUGCACGUGCUUUUCAAGGGAUACGGAGGCUCAAAGAGCUAAUAUUGAGCUCCAACAAGAUCACAAUUCUGCAUAACACCACAUUUCACCUGGUACCAAACUUGAGAAACCUUGACCUUUCUUACAACAAGCUACAAGCUCUGCAACCAGGGCAGUUCCAGGGUCUACGCAAGCUACUUAGUUUGCACAUGCGCUCCAAUUCCCUUAAGAAUCUUCCCUCUCGCCUUUUUCAGGACUGUCGUAAUCUUGAGUUCCUUGACCUCGGCUACAACCGUCUGCGCAGCAUUACUCGCAAUUCAAUGUCUGGCCUGCUGAAGCUAACUGAGCUGCAUAUUGAGCAUAACCAGUUCUCCAAAAUCAACUUUUUCAAUUUCCCACGCUUCUAUAACUUACGCGCUCUUUACCUACAGUGGAACCGCAUUAGGACCAUGAGUGAAGGCCUUACGUGGGCCUGGACAUCAUUGCAGAAGCUGGACCUUUCAGGAAAUGACCUGCAGGAGAUAGAUGCAGAAGUGUACCGGGCCAUGCCGAAUCUGCAGACACUUAACCUGGAUUCAAACAAGCUUGUCAAUGUGUCUCAAGAAGCUGUGGAUGCCUGGAUCUCUCUGACUGCAAUUAGUCUGGCAGGAAAUAUGUGGGACUGUGGACCAGUUGUGUGUCCGCUAGUGGCCUGGCUGAGAACCUUCCGUGGAAACAAAGAAAUUAAUAUGAUUUGCGCAUCACCCAAAGAAGUCCAAGGGGAGAAGGUUAUGGAUGCAGUUGACGCCAAUAGAGUUUGCAUGAUUGCCCCUGCUAUGCCAUCAACUGUAAUAGCUCCUUCUACCCCCUUUGUUGCCUUUGCACAGACCCCAGCCAGCUCUUUUGUCCCUACUCUUAAAUCUGGAGACAGCAGAGGGGGCCUGGGGACAUCCUUGGAAGGUACCACCUCUUCAGCACCUUCUCAGCCCGCUGUCCCACCACCUGAGCAAGACUUCGAACCAGUAUCAUUCCACAAGAUAGUGGCAGGAAGUGUUGCCCUUUUCCUGUCAGUUGCUAUGAUCCUCCUGGUAAUUUAUGUCUCGUGGAAGCGCUAUCCAAGCAGUGUAAAGCAGCUGCAGGAAAACUCGGCUUCAGCUCGUAAACGUCGGAAAAAGUCACGGGAGACAGAGCGCACUCUCAGCACACCAUUGCAGGAGUACUAUGUGGACUACAAGCCUAAUAAUACAGAGGGCACAGAUGUGCUAGUCAAUGGUACUGGACCAUGCACCUACACCAUCUCUGGCUCCAGAGAAUGUGAGGUCCCUCAGCAGAUGAGCACUCUGACCUUCUACAGGUAUGACCAGCCCAUAGUGGACUACUGCCAGGCGCAUCAACCCCUGAGGCUCAACAUGAGCUACGAUGGUCCCCCCCAAACCCUGGAGGGGCUGGCAGAGCUUCCCCCCCGCGAGAGGAGCACCAUCCAGACUGUGGCGCUUCCGGCAGUACCCACCAUCAACUCGGGCACCACGGGACCCUGCUCCCCACCCAGCCAGAGAGCGCCCAUGGAGGGGCCCAGCAUCCCCUACCCCACCACAGAACGCUCCAUUAACUAUCCAACGACAGAACGUUCCACCAGCACCCUCACUUUUAGACGCUAACAGCCCCGCUCGUAUAGCAAGGCAUGAUGGGUAAUUUCAAAAGAGACUGUGCCUGGUGUGGUGAUCCACAUUCUGCCGGCAUUAACGCAGCUGCGUGUCUGAAAACUGUGCAUACUGCUGUGCGCUAACUGUUUCUCGCGAAUAUAGAGAAGUGAAAAUCAUUCCCAACGACGUCGCUGGAGGACACGAGGAUCUGGCAUACGGUGCACUUCUAUUGUGGAGUGUAGUGUAUUCUGGAAAAUGGGAUUCCAUUUGUCUUUUUCCAUCUUUUCUUUGUUCCGAAUCAAAGGCCAAUACAUGUUUUGUUGUCCCCGUUCUGCUCAAUGGCAAAUUGAAAUCCAAUGCAACAUGCAUGAGACGUUAAACGUGGCUUUGGUUUCAUUCAGCCCUCGCUCUGCACUGACGCUAGGACGGCUUCUCUGAGGAGUAGAUGGUGGUGAUGGUUUCCCAUUCUGAGUGAAGAAUGAAUAGGAAUGUGCAAUAAACAAGGUUUUUCUUUUUUUUUUUUUUAAACAAGAGUGUGAGAACAAGAGAAUGAAAAGCAGCAAAUUAAUGUUCACCAGAGCUCAAAGGCCUCUCGCUGUUAUUUUCAUUUAGUUGCCAGGGAGUGCUCAUAAAUGCUGUCAUUAUUUGAUUAAAAAGACAGAUCUGUCCAGACAUGAGAAUGUCAGAUGGAAGAUCUGUUUGAGUAGAAGAAAACUCAUUCAUUAAAUUAGAAAUUAAGUCUCACAUGGCAAGGUCUUUCAGUGUGCACAUGUACCAAAGAUCAAGCUUCUUAGAUGUACAUAAAGCUUGUGUUUCUUUUCAAAAUGUAAUCAAAUUAAUCAGUGUCUAACGCAUACUGUAACGUGUAGGCCAGCGGGGUUCACGGCUGAUGACGUUGCCUGAUUUUUAAUUCUGCAGAGUAAAAAAACAUCAAGCUUUGUGUUUGAAGGCUAUCUGUUAACUAGAUUGUGUGUGUGUGUGUGUUUGUUUGUGUGUAUGUGUUUAAGUUUAAAAGCUGAAGUGUGUAAUUUCUGCAACCACUCGUGUCAGAAAUAAUGACUGUUUUCCAAAAGGUUUCCUAAAAACUCUCUAUAUCUGCUAUUGGACAGGCAAACAGAAAACCACGCCCCCAAAUUUACGCCAUUGGUUGAGCUGGUUGGCUGGUCAGAAUGUUCCAACAAACACUGUUUUGAUGUUUCUGCAGAACCAACCGCUUGUUCAUAUUUUUUACUAAAUACUCUCUGCAUUUAGCGAACUAAACACAGAACAAUUACAUACUUCAGCUUCAAGAAGGCAGACAUCCCUCACUCGGAUAGCAUGCUGGAGUUACCAUCUAGUGGCAGAAACGCCUUCUUUGCAAGUAUCCGACGCCACUGUCCUGCUAUAACAAACUUUUAGGUCGUGGUGUUAAACUGAUGUGUUACUAUUGAGGUAGCUAGCAGUCAUUGAAGAGUUUUCUUCUC